Messenger RNA from Lytechinus pictus (painted urchin), 4522 nucleotides. RefSeq names its product deleted in malignant brain tumors 1 protein-like. The record is from RefSeq and is a predicted model, not a curated record. NCBI's taxonomy places the organism in Eukaryota, Metazoa, Echinodermata, Echinoidea, Temnopleuroida, Toxopneustidae. The transcript has 10 exons. Bases 1 to 1617 code for a protein of 538 amino acids. Gene Ontology annotation, cellular component: membrane.
AUGGCGCACGGUGGGAUCUGCAUCCUCCUGGUGGUUUGGGUGAUGUCAGCAAGUCAUCUUCGCUUGGUAACAUGCACCGAAGCUGCCAGGUCCCCAGACGAACUCCCGUCUUCCCCUCCAUCCAUCCCUCUAUCCUCUAGAGCCACCACUUUAGUUCAUCCUCCAUCAUUAGAGUCACGUAUCAGCUCCGUCGUCGUUGAUGCAGUUCCCAAGGGCGCCCUUCAACUAAUCGAUGGUGGAACUGGCUUCCAAGGAAUCUUGCGGAUAUUCCACAAUGCAGCAUGGGGAACGAUCUGUGCAACUGGCUGGGACUUCAACGCUACUCAAGUAGCAUGUCGGCAACUAGGAUACCCCGGGGCAGCUCUUUCGUCUAUCCCGUUUGAUAUUGCGCCACCGAGCGGUGAUGUGUGGCAUAAUAAUGUGAAAUGCCGAGGAGACGAGGAGACAUUGGAGGACUGCCAAAGCGAAGGAAUGGUCGCAAGGACGGACUGCCUUCAAGGAGCAGGACUCGUGAAAAUACAAUGUCAAGUAUCAAACUACCUAGGAUGUAUUGCCGUGGAUCACUGGUCGCCCGCCCUCACCGGCAAGUCCCAACCCAAGGAUCCCGACGACCUCAGUGUUGUUUCGUGUAUAGAAAAAUGCCGCAUGGGUGGCUUCCCGUAUGCCGCGGUCCAAGCACCAUCUUCCUGCGACUGCGGGACGUAUGGAGAGAAGCCUACCCAAAUGGAAGGAGAGCACCUCGAAAAGUGCAACCUCUCUUGUCCUGGAGGGGACAUGGAGAUAUGCGGUGGCCCAUCCCAUGCCAGCGUAUACGACGUUAGCCAAGGAAGUUGUGGAGGCAAGACGAUGGGUAAGAACAUCAGCAUCGUCUCUCCAGGGUUUCCAGGGAAGUACUCUGCGGGCUUCACCUGUCGUUGGGAGGCCACAAUCACAGAUAAUUCCUUUACCACCGUCAGGAUGCCUGUUCUGAGCCUCACCGGCGGUGAUAAAGUGGUCAUUACCCAAGGUGGGGAAACUCGUACAGUGGUGGCAGAAGAUACUUUUGAAGAGACCGUAGUUGAAGGAGUUACCAAGGUGACCGUGCUCUUCACGUCGGAAGCCGACUCGGCAGGGGCAGGAGGGUUCAUGUUAACGUUCACAGAUGACAGUUACUGCCCUCCUGCGGAAAUUACCAAUGGUAGUCUGCUGGUCGAUGACGUCAUGUAUCGGCCAAGGGAUAUAGUCGAAGUGCAGUGCGACCCCGGCUUCAUGCCCUAUCGUAAAUUUACCACAUGCUCAAAGUCAGGCGAUUGGUAUCCAGAGCCUCGGUGUAUUGUGUACAAUAAAUGGAACUCUUGGGAAUUUAGAAGAACGAUACUAUUUAUUUCAUUGAUUGCUGUAUGCGUCUUAUUCUUGAUGUUCAUGCUGACUAUAUGCUAUCUGUUGUGUGGAGACACUAAAAAGAAACAUGAUGGCAGAUAUUACGGGAUCAACACGGACAGUGGAGAGCGGCAUACUCAUGACGGGGAGACCAGCCCGAAGGAGGAGUACAAGGCGGUAGGAAUGGAGGAUGCAGGAGACAUAGACGAGGAGGGCCGGGAAGCAGUCAUUCCGCUAGCUUCUGAGGUCGAUGUUUAGUGUUUGCAUAGCGAGGUUUCUGUCAGCUUCUCGGCGACCAGGCUUGUGCGCCAAUGCCAACGAUCAGCUUGCUACUUGGCUAACACAGUAUGAGUUCACAUAAUGUGCUUUCUAUUAUUUUACCAUGGUAUAUCUCGGACCAACAAGCUCACCCUGAGAUUAUUCUCUUCGGAUGUUGUUCUGGAUAGCUGGCCGUGAUGGUCCAUGACCCAUGUAUGUAAGGUGGUCCCAGAGUACGAGAUAUGACAGCUUAUGUUAAUGGUAGAUUUUGGUGAUUCCAUGCUAGAAAAAUUUAUCAGCCAUUUUCGCAACAUUUUUAACCCUACUGUCCAAACAAUCGAAGAACUUCACUUUGUUUUGUGGUAAUAUUAAAGUACUACUGGAAAGUCAUCUGAAAAAACUCUCUUUUAGAGUGUAACAAUGGCCCACCAUCAUGAGAGCGAGGUUACAUGUAUAUUUCUAUUAUGAUAUUGAUGGAAGCAGAUGAAUUCCUCACGUGCAACCUGCUCAAAGUCAAAAUAAUGCAAGCACUGCGCAUGCAAGGCGCCGGAAGCUAGGGUAGCAUUCAAUAGCUAUUUUUUUGUUAUUAGAUGAUUAAAAGCUUAAAUCAAUUGUAAUAGUGUUGUUGUUGAUAUAUAUCAGAAAAUACAAAUAUGAUUUUAGAUUAGAGAUUUGAACAAUUAUUAGAUUAUCGUAGCUAUAUCUGCAUUCAUAAUCGCGAUUAUUGAUGUCUCAAUAUGUCAUAUUUGUUUCUUAUGGCUGGAAUAAUUGUCAUUUCUGCUGCCAAAAUAUUGGGGCGAUUAAGAUUUAUUGUUGAUGUGAAGGUGAAAAUCUCAAGUGUUUAUACUGCCCUAUGUAAAUAGUUAUACUUGGUUCUUUCUUUUUAAACUGGUUCCUCUCUCUCCAUUUAAUUCAAGAAGUGACAUGUAUAUAAUGUUAAGCGGGAUGUGUUUAAAAAAUAGACACUGUCUAUAAGGGCUCAUGCCUUGAAAAUGGCGUCGAGACUGCAUAAUGAUGAGUAUCCUGCGAACGUUUCUAAAUCACCGAUUGUUUUCAUUUUCAAAGGUAUAAAGUAGAGCAAUACAAAUAUCUUCACAUUUCAUUAAGAAGAUCCGGUAUCGAGUAAAGUUAUAGUUUUUCUUGUAACAUCCUUACUUUAAUCUGUAUUCCAUCAUGAUCUUACGGUGUUACUCUGUAGGCUCUAUGGUUAUAUUAUUUUCCUGCAAUGCGUGUAUAAGGUCCCCAAUUCUCUUACAUUAAGAUAUUUGAUACGGGGAAUGCUAAACGUGCAGGGUUGUGAUCUUAAAGUCAAAGUGUAGAUAUAAGAUACAUUUAUACAAAGGAAAUAUAUAGAAAUUCAUAUACAUGUAGGUGUGGAAAUAGACUCUCAUGUUUUGUCUUUGACGUUUUAGAAACUUGUAUUUAGAAGAUGUAUAAACUGGAAAACAUGCCUCUUUUAACAAUACCAGUGUGAAUUAAUGCCUUUUAAAAUUACAUAAAAAAAAGACUCGUAUGGAAGGUUUGGCAAACAGUGAUGGAUCAAAGGGGGAAAAAUGGUGCUAAAAAAUAGUACUUUGACCUAUAUAUCUGGUCAUUCGAUAGUUGUGAUAAAGAUAAUACCCUAGAUAUUUUACGUUUAGUAACCAUAAUUAUUUCCUGUAUAGCUAUGUUACAACGAGAAUUUUUUUGUCGAAAACAGUCAUAGUGCUUUUUGAACGUAGCGAUGUUAUGACUUAACUCAGUUAAAAUAUAAAGAGGUGGAUCAAAAUAUUGAAAUUUUUAACAAAAUUAACUAAUUGAUUAGAACGAUGCGUUUCAUGCUGCAAUGUUUGUUACCAUUCUGCACACAAUCAGGAGAGCAUUUCAUUAAACGGGAUGUCAGAGGUUUUAUAUGACAAGGCCUAUUUUAUCCGACAGUUCCCAUAGUAUUAUUGCUUCUCAGCCAGUCAAAAUCAAGGAAAGUUGUCCGAUCCGAAAACAAUUGUUGGACGGAAAUAUUGAUAGAAUGCCAACCAAGGAAUGAAAACAACCACGUUUUGUAUACCUCUUGCGUUACAUUUUUUUAUACGUGUGUGCUUUGGUCAAUUUUAUACAAAGCAGUUUAUCUUAAAUCAAAAAAAAAAUACGCACAACACACGAUAGAACUGCACUUAAGAUUGUAUUUGAUUAGGUUUAAAGUGGGCGUGGCUGUUCGUAAAACUUGACACGGGAGAGCUAAUUGCUGAAGCAUUAAUAUAUUGAAAAUUCUUAAAUAGGGUAUUAUUAAAUGCCGUUUAGUUAUUGUAGAUGUUAUUUAUUCAUAUACCUUGCAUUUUAUACAUUUUGUUGGAAUGUCGGAAUUUAUUAAAAGCUAAAUAUUUUAACGAGAUUUUAUGGAAUAAAAGGGAAAAAAUAUUAAGAUUUUAUACGUUUUUACAUGAUUUCAGAUAUUUUCUUUUGUUUUUCAGAUGUAAAAAUUAUUUCAUGAAAAACUAUUACUCUUUGUAUAUAUAUUUUUUUUAUUUGGGGUAGAAUUUCAAUGUGUUUCUAUUUCUUUGUUAUAUUUCUUGUUCUUCCAACCUAGUAGGCACAACGUGGGACUACACUGUGAAAGCUAAAGUGCUAAGAUUAACACCAGUCAGUGUUCUGACAGGACCAUACGAUGAGGUGAACACCGAAUAGUGCUAAAAUAACAUACGCAAUCAGUUCUCGUGACUUUUCUUAGUAGGGUCCAUGGUGAGAUAAAGUUAUUUGCACAAUGAUAACACCAACGGUUUAAUCAAUUUAAUACUGGUAUAGAAUGAUUGGUGUAAUACUCCCAGAACACCGACUGGUUUAGUUCUAACACCAUUGAUUUUGCAGUGUAUGAACUCUUGAAAAAGAAUAUAGUUUAUCCUGAAAUAUAUACCCUUUCUAGUCUUUAAGU